Messenger RNA from Xylaria bambusicola, 1339 nucleotides. RefSeq lists its product as uncharacterized. Gene Ontology annotation, biological process: protein lipoylation. Bases 286 to 1278 code for a protein of 330 amino acids. Lineage: Eukaryota; Fungi; Ascomycota; Sordariomycetes; Xylariales; Xylariaceae. The record is from RefSeq and is a predicted model, not a curated record. The transcript has a single exon. Gene Ontology annotation, cellular component: mitochondrion.
ACCCAUUUUGGUAACCACUAAUCACCGAAAACCUGCCGCUAACGCCGUCUUCACCGAAAUUCACCGAAAAGCUCCGACCGUUGCCUCAUCACUCUUUGUCUCACUUCGAGGUUCUCUGAGAACUUGGGAGCUAGGUGAAAUCCAUCCACGUAUCCACGUGCCUUAGCAUUCUACAUUAUCGUUUUUUUUUUUUACGUGUAGGAAGCUUUGGUAUCACGCGGGACCCCAUGCCUCGCGGCCCAGCCAAUUCCUGAUCCGAUCCUAGAUCCUACCGCCCUUUCUCCAAUGGCCACCCUCCGAUACCUAACCCUGCCGUCCAACCCAAGCGCCGUCCUCCCCCAAUUCCCUAGCUACGCUUUCGCGUCGCGUAUGCAGACGGCGCUGCAAAAGGAAUUCCUAGCCUGGAAGGCCCAGCCGUUAAAGACACGCGGCCCAACACCACCGCCGAGUAUCCUCUGCUUCACACCGACGCCGACGUAUACUCUCGGCCGCCGACAGACGGAGCCGUUAUCCGAGAGCGAGGUCGCUCGUUUGCGAUCACCUCUAUUUAUGCCGAACCCGAGUGAGAGCGAGGAAUGGAUCGCGAAUAAUGGUGGAAAUGACAGGCGCGGAAAAGCGGCCUUCUUCUUGCCAAACAUCACCCAUGCGCCUCGUGGCGGUCUGACGACGUACCAUGGCCCCGGUCAGCUCGUCAUUUGGCCCGUUAUCGAUCUGCAUUCCCCCUGGCACGCACACCUGUCCGUGCGUGACUACGCCUGCUUGCUCGAGAAGACGACGAUCGCAACUCUUGAGCGACUGUGGGGGCUCGCCGGGUUCACAACGGAGAACCCAGGCGUCUGGGUGCGGUCUGGGGGUGCUCGGGGGUUAGAUGCGGGAGGGGAUGAGCGGAAGAUUGCGGCCCUCGGCGUCCAUCUUCGCCGUCACGUUACAGGCCUUGGCGUUGCCAUCAACUACAGCACGCCAGUAUCGGGCCCCUCGGAGACUAACCCGUGGGACCGCAUCGUGGCUUGUGGUCUCGGAGACCGUGGCGUCACAAGUGUUCAAGCAGAACUCGGCAUCGGCAACGGCACCAGUCAGGAGGACAACAAUACCGCACUGGCGACCUUAGGGGAGACUUGGCGCUCCGAAUUCCAAAAACGACUGAAGCUGCGCGACGAUGUCACCGAUGGGGCGACCGAGCUCGACCUUGUCCAGCGCAUGAAAAGCUUCAGCGCCCUAAUUGAAGACUGGGAUGGCCUUGGGGUUCACGCUCGCCCCAUCAGUGACCUCGAUAAAUAACGUGAGUGUAUUAAUAUUGCUUGCAUCCUUAGGCGAUGCGUGGGCCUUCUGGAAAUCUCUG